Tuber aestivum (summer truffle) is the source of this 328-nucleotide messenger RNA. Lineage: Eukaryota; Fungi; Ascomycota; Pezizomycetes; Pezizales; Tuberaceae. The record is from the annotation of a GenBank genome assembly.
UUGAAUGCGGAGGGUGGUAGGUAUGGCAAUGCACUACAAGCAGCUGCAUAUCAGGGAAAAGAAUCGGUUGUGUAUCUUCUCCUCAAGCGUGGGGCAGAGGUGAAUGCGAAGGGUGGCUAUUAUGGCAAUGCACUACAAGCAGCAGCAUCCCGGGGAAACGAAUCGGUUGUGCAGCUUCUCCUCGAGCGUGGGGCAGAGGUGAAUGCGAAGGGUGGCCGUUUCGGCAAUGCACUAAAAGCAGCGAAAGCAUUUAAUCGUGAAUCGAUUGUGCAACUUCUCCUCACACACGGGGCAGACCCCAAUCUAAGAUCUCGGCAGCACGAUACAA